UCACAAAACAUUGCUGGGAAGCACAUACAUAGGCUUUUUACAUUUGAUAAGAAAACCUUUUCAUCUACAACGAAGUACACCCGAACCUGGAAUGGAAUUCAGCAAGAUGUAACAGGGAGAGUAAAGCGAAAACUAGCUUAUGAGGAAACUAUUUUUGGUGUUAAUAUAAUCGCAAAUACAAAAAUGAAUGAUGGCACAAAUGGUUGGUUCUCACUCGAAAACUGUACAAUGAGUGUUCAAAAAGGCUUACCACAUAUAAUGCCUCCAAUGGCUAGACACUCUCUUGCAGCUCAUGAGCCUUUAAGUGGAUGCCAUAUUUUGGUGACUGAUCGUACUCAAAAAUGGAUGGGCCCUACUCAGAUGAUCACAGAUAAAAUAAAACUCUAUUUGACAUAUCAAGUAUUUGCAUGGGUUAAAAUUGGACAAGCAUCGGGACCUCAAAAUGUAAGUGUUGCCCUUGGAGUAGACAGUCAAUGGGUGAAUGGGGGCCAAGUUGAGAUCAAUGAUGAUAGAUGGCAUAAAAUUGGAGGAUCUUUUAGAAUUAAGAAGCAGGCAACUAAGGUUAUGGUUUAUAUUCAGGGUCCUGCUGCUGGUGUAGACUUAAUGGUUGUUGGGCUUCAAAUUUUUUCUAUUGACAGAAGUGCAUGGUUUAGACACCUGAAGAGGUGUCCAAAAUGAAGAAGGAGAUGAAGAAAAAAGUGAUGAAGUAAUUGACCUUGAGAAAUUUUUUGAAUUGUUGAUAGAUGCUUUAUUAUCGAUCUUUUUGAUAUUGAAUUUUGUGAAACUUACCGGUCGAACUUGAUACUAUAUAUGGGAAAACUAAUGAUCAUUUUACUUAAACAUUUUACUUUUGGGUUUA
Messenger RNA from Capsicum annuum, 859 nucleotides. RefSeq names its product endo-1,4-beta-xylanase 1. NCBI's taxonomy places the organism in Eukaryota, Viridiplantae, Streptophyta, Magnoliopsida, Solanales, Solanaceae. The transcript has 4 exons. Gene Ontology annotation, biological process: carbohydrate metabolic process. Gene Ontology annotation, molecular function: hydrolase activity, hydrolyzing O-glycosyl compounds. The coding region runs from base 184 to 678 and encodes 164 amino acids. The record is from RefSeq and is a predicted model, not a curated record.